AUGAAUGAUGAGCAUUUGGAAAGAAAUAAGGUGAAGUUAAGAAAAACUGCCUUAAAAAGAAGGCUGAACUUGCUUGAAUUAAGAAGAAACAACAGAUUGAUAGAUUUUCAAGAAAAUGAACUGAACAAGAGAAAAAUAUCUAUUAGAACAGCAAAUGAUGUUUCUAGUUAUGUUUCAUCUAAGUCAACCGAUAAAAGUAAGCAAUUAGAUAAUGGAUUUCAUGAAAAUGGAGAUCAUAAUUAUGCACUUAACAACACUCAUUGCAAUACAAAGUUUGAUGAAAACGAAAUUGAUCUACAUACAUCUGGCAAGUCUGAAAAUUCUAAUAGUUGUAUUUCAAAUAACAACGAAGAAGUCACUACUGCACCAAAUAUCUACAAUAAAUUUAUCCAAUUGAAAAUUCAACAGAUUAAUAGUAAACAAAGCACUAUCAAUAGUUUUGAUGACAUUGAUCCAAUAAUUCAUACACUUUUCAGGUUCUUGAAAAAAUGUCAAAUCAAUUUUAAACACUUUAGCCGCCAUUUGGUGAAAAAUUAUAAAGAACUUUAUGAAAAUUUCAAUAAAUCUAUAGGCGACAAAAUCUUGUUGGAAUCAGAUGAUAGUUUAGAGGAAAGUUUGGAAAAAAGUAAUAAGUCGACUUCUGAAACCUCUCAUAAAAGUAAUGAUGAAGAACAAGAACAAAAUACGAAUCCGUUACUGGAGAAUCAACAAACCGGUGCUACUUUUAGUGAUGGUGAUAAAAGUAAGAUCAUGUCACUAACUCCAAUAGUUGCAAUUGAAAAAUUUGAUGACUAUCCAUUGAAUCUACCUAAUUAUGAUGGCUUGGUACGUGAACUUAAUGUAUCUAUCGAAAAGUGUGAUGAUAAAUUUCCAGAAUUAUUUCAAUCACCAGAAAAAUGCCAAGUAUAUGCUGAUGAAAACCGUGACAAUGAUGAAGACAAUGCUAAAACAGAUGAAACUAAUACAGGAAAGCUAGAAAAAGAUGCUUUGGAUACAGAAAUUUCUAGACUUACUAAUUUAAAUAAUUUAAAACGAAGCCAUGAUUCAGAUUCAAAUAAUGACCAAGUUAAAAAAUUAAAGACUUGUGAGAAAAGUCAGGAAUCUGUACACGAUGAAGGACAUAGCACUAUGGAUGAAUCCGAUCAAUCAAAUCAUAGUAUAGAAGUUGAGGAAAAGUCUGCAUUUUCAGAAGAGCAUAUAAACGAUCUGGCUGUAGAUGAAAUUUUAAAUUUAACAGAUUCCAACAGCGGAGAUGAGCCAGUUACUUCAACUUCAACAAUCGGACAAAAAAAGGUCAACAAAGCAGGGGAUUUUAUGAUCGAUGAAGAAAAAUUGAAAGCAGAUAUGAAGAAUGAAUCAACAACAGAAGAAGAAACGAAAGAAGGUAAUGUGUUUGAGCAUGAUAAGAAAAUAUGCAGAAGAAAAUUUGUACCAAAUUUGCACAUGGAGUUAAGUACAUCGAGCAAUUUGGAAGAUAGUUCUGAAUGUGAGCUUAUAAAUAGUUCUCAAAAAAUUUAUGUUUCUGUCUCAAGUUCUGAUAAUGAAGAUGUUGCAGACAAAGGCAGAAAAAACAUUAGAGAGAUAAUUGAUUCGAAAUAUUUAGAAAUGGAUACGCAAAGAGCCAACAAAGAGGAAAGAAAACGCUUAGAAAGAAUUACUUUGAAAGACCAAACUCGCGGUUUGAAUACAAAUAAUACCGAACAAUUUAUUCUGGAUCGCCAUCCUGAAACAAAAGAAGUUAUUGUAGCUGUUCAUCCCUUAUUGAAUAAGCAUUUGAAGAACCAUCAACGUGAUGGUAUAAAAUUUAUGUGGGAUAGUUGUUAUGAAACAGUAGAUUUAAUAAAAGAUAAAAAAAACUUUGGUAAUGGGUGCAUAUUAGCGCAUUGCAUGGGUUUAGGGAAAAGUUUGCAAGUUAUUGCAUUUGCUCAUACAUUAAUGCGCCAUAAAUCCUGUCAAACUAGAACCGUAUUAAUCAUUUGUCCUAAAUCUGUUACACUUAAUUGGAAAGAUGAAAUACAAAAAUGGUUAUCUCCAUUUCCUGAUAAAGAAAAAAAAACUUUUGAUCUUACUAAUAUAAGCAGUCCAAAUAUGCGCUGUUUGAAACUAAGUAAAUGGCAAUCAGAAGGUGGUUUUAUGAUAAUAAACUAUGAUAUGUACAGAAAUAUGAUGAAUUUAAUAAGUGAUCCAAGCCUCAAGAUACUUACAAAAUCGUAUAAGUGUUUUAAGGAAUCACUUCGAAACCCUGGACCAGAUAUUGUAUUUCUGGACGAGGGUCAUGUUUUAAAGAAUGAAAAGACAAAACUUCGAAUUCAACUUGAAGAAAUAAGAACAAGGCGUAGAGUUAUUCUUACAGGAACCCCGAUGCAAAAUAACUUAAGAGAGUACUACUGGAUGGUGCAUUUUGUUAAACCGAAUCUUUUAGGAUCAUUCAAAGAGUUUACAAACAGAUUUGCUAAUCCUAUUCGAAAUGGUCAGCACAAAAAUUCAAAUUUCCAUGAUAUAAACUUAAUGAAAACGCGUUCUCAUGUAUUGCAUAAACUUUUGAAAGGUACUGUGCAACGCAAAGAAGUUGGAAUAUUGAAAAAAUAUUUACCCAAAAAAUUUGAAUAUGUUUUGUACUUGAAACCUAGCGAAAUACAGGAAAAACUCUAUAAUAAUUUCUUGAUUUCGUUUGGUCAGAAAGCAGAAAGGUCUUCGGUUCUUGAAGCGGCUAAAUUUUUUGCUGAUUUCCAGGCAUUGAAGCGCAUUUGGACGCAUCCAUAUGCUCUAGUUGAUUUCUUGGAGAAAACCAUUUUAUUAGAACAGAAGCAAAAGUUUGAAAUGCUAAUGGAUGUGGAUGAAAUUAUUGAUGAUGAUGACAGCGAAAAAAUUCAUAAAGUGAUGAAAAAAAUGAAAAAACCACUAAUCCCAGCCGAUUGGUGGAAAAAGUUCUACACACUGGAUGUCUUAAACUCUAUUUCAGCCAGUAGCAAGUUGUUAAUUGUGUUUAAUAUAAUUGAAGCAUGUAAAGUAACUGGAGAGAAGGUUUUGAUAUUUAGUUCAUCUCUGAAUGUUCUAAACACUAUAGAACAUUUUCUAAAAAUUAUCUCAGAUGUGACUUCAGCAUCUGGAAACCAGUCUGAAGAACAUCCAGCAAUAGGAAAAUUCAGAGGGAUUUGGGAAACUGGAAAAGACUACUUUCGUUUUGAUGGCAAUCUGCCUCUAGAUGAUCGACUUAAAUAUUGCAAUGUGUUUAAUGAUCCUGAAAAUAAGAGGGCCAGAUUGUUUUUGGUAUCUACACGAGCAGGCGGCAUCGGAUUAAAUAUGAUAGGAGCUAAUAGAGUAAUAAUAUUAGAUGUUUCCUGGAAUCCUGCAGUUGAUACGCAAAGUAUAUUUAGAACAUACAGACUGCAACAAACAAAAGUAUGUUUUGUGUAUCGUCUAAUUGCUGCAGGAUUUAUGGAACAAAAGAUUUAUGAGAGAUCUGUUACUAAGGAAGCCCUAUCGUGCCGAGUUGUAGAUGCUCAGCAAAUUGGACGUCAUUAUACAACUGCCGAUUUAGCUGAAUUAUACACUUCUUACAGUGAACUGCCAAGCAUAACCUCUUAUAAGAAGCCUGAGGACACUGUAUUGCAAAACAUUUUAGCCGGUCCGUCUUCUUCAUUCAUCCAUAAUUAUCAUGAACAUGAUUCAUUAUUAGCUAAUAUUGAGGAAGAAAGUUUGCCUCCAGAAGCAUGUGAAACGGCAUGGCGAGAGUUUCUUCAAGAAGAGAGAGAAAAUCCUUAUACAAAUGUGGGUUCACAUGUGACCAAAACAUGUGAUCCAAAUAUGAGGCCUGUGGAUAUUCGACAAAUGGGAUUUCCUGAAUAUGUAACCACAAUGUCCGAAACUCAGAUCAUUCCAAAACAUACUUAUGCAAAUGCUUAUUUACAACGUGAAACAAAUCCUGCAGUGGAGACAAUAUCAGAUGAGCGAAAUACAAAUCAUACCUUGAACUUCAGUCGAAUAAGUAGUAGUGAUGAUCCUGUAAUAGCCGAAGCCAACAAUGAUGAUGAUAUUUUACAAAUAUCAGAUGAUGACAGUCAAAAAACAAUAAAAUUUGGUGCCAGCAAUUUUAAUAUGGACCGGAAUGAACAAACAUACGCUAAUAUUGAUUUAACAUUUGAAGAUGAUGAUUGUUUCAUUGUUCCGGAAACAUAACAUUUAAAAAUAUAAUUUUAACUUUGACAAAGAGGAAUUUGGUUUGGAAUGACAUGUCCUACCAGCCAAGAAGCACCAUUCGGUUAUUGCUUUUGGGUGCAGUUGCCAAAUGCUAUAUUUGGAAAUU
Molecule: messenger RNA, 4306 nt
Organism: Ctenocephalides felis (cat flea)
Lineage: Eukaryota; Metazoa; Arthropoda; Insecta; Siphonaptera; Pulicidae
Product: transcriptional regulator ATRX homolog
Cellular component (GO): nucleus
Molecular function (GO): ATP hydrolysis activity; ATP-dependent chromatin remodeler activity; ATP binding
Source: RefSeq, a predicted model, not a curated record